Molecule: messenger RNA, 2897 nt
Organism: Hibiscus syriacus
Lineage: Eukaryota; Viridiplantae; Streptophyta; Magnoliopsida; Malvales; Malvaceae
Product: mitogen-activated protein kinase kinase kinase YODA-like
Biological process (GO): protein phosphorylation
Molecular function (GO): protein kinase activity; ATP binding
Source: RefSeq, a predicted model, not a curated record
UUUCUACAUUGGUGAUUAUCCUUUUAUUAUAGUUUCUAUUGUUUUAUUUGUGAUGUAAAAAAUGUUUUCUGCUUCGGUGUUCUCAAAGAAGUAGAAGUGAAACGGUGUGAACCAUGUACUUUUGGGACCUAAAGAGGUUAUCUGAGAAACACCAAAGGCUGAAGACUGAACAAACUGAGGUUUAAGAGAAUUGGUUUCAGAUUUAUAAUAAUGUCUGUUCUAAAUCUUUUAGUGGCAUGCAUCUCGUGUAGUAAUUAAGAAAUUUGAGAUGCCAUGGUUUCUUUGUGGCUUGAUAUAUAUUGUUUCAAUCUAUCCGAUGAAAUUUUUUGUUAUAGAGGAUAGACAAACAUGUAUUGACAGAAACAUAUGCAUUAAUUUGCCAUGAAAAAGGAAAAAAAGAAUGUUAUCUUUGCCUGUAUAAAUGCUCAAAGUAGGUAAUCGAUGUGUACUCUGAUAUUCUGAUAGUUGUUGAACAUGUGCAAAUGGUUUGAGGAACACUAAGUAUUUAGUCUUUCCUCUGCACUUUAAUUUUUUUGUCUGCAGACUAUAGUUUAUGCUGUUGGUGUGAAUCUCAUAGGAUUCCAGCGCAAAUUACAUACUUCUUCAAAGCCUCUCUAUUGUGAAUUGAAUGCUGGAUUAAAGAACUGAACAUUUUAUUGUUGCCAAGCUCUACAGUUUCAAUAUUUGGAAAUGAAUUUGCUUUAGAAAAACUUGCCAAGUAGUCACCUCAGACCAUAAAAGUUUGAAACAUGCCUUCAUGGUGGGGAAAGUUAUCAUCCAAAGAAGUGAAGAAGAAAACAAAUAAGGAAAGUCUCAUUGAUACAUUACACCGAAAAUUUAAGAUUUCUUCAGAAGGUAAACCAAACUGUGGGUCAGGAGUAUCACGUAGACAUGGCAAUGACACAAUUUUAGAAAAAAGAUCCCAAUCCUGCGCAGAAUCUAGGUCUCCCUUACCCUCUAAACAGGUUUCUAGGUGUCAAAGUUUUGUUGAAAGGCCUCAUGCUCAGCCACUGCCACUUCCUGAUCAGCAUCCUGCGAUAGUGGGUCGUACAGGCUCUGGAAUCAGUAUAUCAUCAAAAUCAAGGCCAGGAAAAGGCUCCAAGUCAUCAUUAUUUCUGCCUCUUCCACGACCUAGAUGCAUAUGUCAUAGACUAAAUCCUAAUGACAUAGACUAAAUCCUAAUGACAUAGACGGAGAUUACGCUACUGCUUCAGUUUGCAGUGAGAGCUCCACUGAAAGUGACGAUCCCACCAACUCACAUCAUCGUAGUCUGCAAGCAACUGAUUAUGACAAUGGGACUAGAAUUGCUGCAAGCAGCCCUUCUAGCGUGAUGCUCGAGGAUCAAUCCUCUACGGUCAGCCAAAAUAACACAAGAGAGGGUAGAAAACAAGCUAACAUUUCAUUUGGUAAUAAUAUCUCUCCGAAAACUCCUAAAAGAAGACCUUUGAGCAAUCAUGUGGCAAAUAUACAGAUCCCACAUCAUGGUGCUUUCAGCAGCGCUCCUGACAGCUCCAUGUCAAGUCCUUCUAGAAGCCCAAUGAGAGCUUUUGCCACAGAGCAAGUAAUGAACUCUCCUUUCUGGGCAGGAAAGACUUAUACUGAUGUCACUUUGCUUGGAUCUGGCCCUUGCUCCAGUCCUGGAUCAGGUCAGAACUCUGGGCAUAAUUCAAUGGGUGGGGAUAUGUCAGGACAACUAUUUUGGCAACCAAGUAGGGGCAGCCCUGAGUAUUCUCCAAUACCUAGUCCUAGGAUGACCAGUACUGGUCCCAGUUCUAGAAUUCAUAGUGGGGCUGUCACUCCUAUUCAUCCUAGAUCUGCAUGCACAGCUACUGAGUCACAUACUGGUUGGUACGAUUUCCAUUUCUUCUCCUCUCUCGCAUUCAAAUUCAGCAGCGACACCUCCCUCUGUGCCCCGAAGUCCAGGAGGACCAGAGAAUCUUGUAAACCAGGGGUCACGGUGGAAAAAAGGAAAGCUACUGGGUAGAGGCACAUUUGGUCAUGUUUAUGUUGGUUUUAACAGUGAGAGUGGUGAGAUGUGCGCAAUGAAAGAGGUUACCUUAUUUUCUGAUGAUGCCAAGUCAAAAGAAAGUGCUAAGCAGUUGAUGCAGGAAAUUGCUUUAUUGAGCCGCUUACAGCAUCCAAAUAUCGUGCAAUACUAUGGGUCUGAAAAGGUUGAUGACAAACUUUACAUAUACCUUGAGUAAACUGGUGGGUCUAUUUAUAAAAUCCUCCAGGACUAUGGGCAGCUUGGUGAAUUAGCAAUUCACAGUUACACCCAACAGAUCUUGUCUGGGCUUGCCUACCUACAUUCCAAGUCUACUGUCCAUAGAGAUAUUAAAGGAGCUAACAUAUUGGUAGACCCUAAUGGUCGAGUUAAAUUGGCAGACUCUGGGAUGGCAAAGCAUAUUGCAGGUCAGCCCUGUCCACUUUCAUUUAAAGGAAGCCCUUACUGGCUGGCACCUGAGAUUAUAAGAAACCCUAGCUGUUGCAACCUUGCUGUGGAUAUAUGGAGUCUUGGAUGCACUGUUUUGGAAAUGGCUACAACAAAACCUCCUUGGAGUCAAUAUGAAGGGGUUGCGGCUAUGUUCAAGAUUGGUAAUAGCAAGGAACUUCCACCCAUUCCAGAUUACCUCUCAGAUGAAGGAAAAGAUUUUGUGCGUCUGUGUUUGCAACGCAACCCACUAAAUCGUCCUACUGCAGUUCAGCUUUUAGUCCACCCAUUUGUAAAAUAUGCUGCACCUUUGGAAAGGCCUAUUACAGAUGCUGAGCCUUCAGAUCCUACCCCUGGUGUCACAAAUGGGGUGAAAACUCUGGUAUUUUUCAUUUUUAUAUUGCUUUAUUUAGGUUUUGAGAUUGCAUUAUAUUGUUGUAUUCAUUACCUUCAACAGUUAAUUUAG